UCUUUUAAAGCAGCAAUGAGCAAAAACCGUUAAUGGGUCCCGCACUGACCGUUGGUGAUUUCACGUCUUAACAAAAAAAACAUGGCUUUCAAAAAAUCCCAAAACUCUCUGUUCUUCGUCUUCCUCUAGCCCUAACCCUAACCCUAAUUUGCAAUUCCCAUCUCUACAUCUUUUCUUUCACCAUCCUUCAUAUCUGGUCCUUCAAAUGUAUCGAAUUGAUCUACAAUAAUGUCAUGCGUAGCUUAUUGUUUUCUCUUGUAUAAUCCACUAGAUGCACAUGAUUAAUCGUAACCCAUAUGUUUUAUAUGAUUUGAUUAUUUUAUUUUUUUAUGAUUGAAUUGAUUUCUGGAUUUUGAGCGGUGGAUCGAUUUGAGGAGUGAUUUUUUUUUAUUGGGUGGUGAUAAUGUCAAGCAUCCGUGGUGGGGAUUUCAGUCAAAAGAUUGAUUAUGUAUUCAAAGUGGUUUUGAUUGGGGAUUCAGCGGUUGGGAAAUCUCAGCUGCUUGCACGUUUCUCCCGGAACCAAUUCAGUUUGGAUUCGAAAGCCACAAUUGGUGUUGAAUUCCAGACUAAAACACUUGUUAUUGAUAACAAAACUGUUAAAGCGCAAAUUUGGGAUACUGCUGGCCAAGAAAGGUAUAGGGCGGUGACUAGUGCAUACUACCGAGGAGCUGUAGGAGCGAUGUUAGUUUACGACAUGACCAAGCGUCAAUCGUUUGACAACAUGGCAAGGUGGCUAGAGGAAUUGAGGGGACACGCAGAUAAGAAUAUCAUUGUAAUGCUCAUUGGCAACAAGUGUGACUUGGGGAACCUAAGAGCAGUCCCAACGGAAGAUGCACAAGAGUUUGCUCAAAGAGAGAGCCUGUUCUUCAUGGAGACAUCAGCUCUAGAAUCGACCAAUGUGGAAACUGCAUUUUUGACAAUUCUAACAGAGAUAUACGGAAUAAUCAGAAAGAAAACCCUUUCUGCUAAUGAUGAGUCAGAUGCCAAUGGCAGUGCGGGUCUUCUUAAGGGAACCCGGAUUAUUGUUCCCAAUCAGGAGCAGGAAACCCAAAAGAAAGGCGGCUGCUGUGGCUGAUCAUCCUAAUUCUAAUACCUUUGUUUUUUCUUUUCUUCAUUUUGCC
Molecule: messenger RNA, 1121 nt
Organism: Hibiscus syriacus
Lineage: Eukaryota; Viridiplantae; Streptophyta; Magnoliopsida; Malvales; Malvaceae
Product: ras-related protein RABA4d-like
Exons: 2
Coding region: 404-1075 (223 amino acids)
Cellular component (GO): endosome
Molecular function (GO): GTP binding; GTPase activity
Source: RefSeq, a predicted model, not a curated record